CGGGGUUAUGUAAAUGAAGGAGACGGGGCGGAGGCAGGAUGCGCGCUCCCGACACCAGCCUCCUCAUCACCGGCUCCAUCCUCUGAGGUGCGUUCGCAUUCGAACCGUGGACCGCUCAGACCUCGCUCUCCUCUCUGUUCUGGACGAACAUGGCGUCGAAAUGUCCGAAGUGCGACAAGACCGUGUAUUUCGCCGAGAAGGUGUCGUCUCUGGGCAAAGACUGGCACAAGUUCUGUCUGAAGUGCGAGCGCUGCAACAAGACGCUGAACCCGGGAGGUCACGCUGAGCACGAUGGGACUCCGUUCUGCCACAAGCCGUGCCACGCCGCGCUCUUCGGACCCAAAGGUGUGAACAUCGGCGGAGCAGGCGCCUACGCGUACGACGCCCCCGUCAGCGAGGCGCCCCCGGCCGUCGCCGUGGAAACAGAUGCCAGAGCGCAGCAGCAGAGGAGAGCGCCGGCGCGAGGACCAGUGAAGGCCGCAAGCUUCUCCUCCUUCUCUGGAGGAGCCGACGUCUGCCCCAGAUGCAACAAAACCGUUUAUUUUGCUGAGAAGGUGUCGUCGCUUGGAAAGAACUGGCACCGGCCCUGUCUGCGCUGCGAGAGAUGCAGCAAGACUCUGUCUGCUGGGAGCCACGCAGAGCACGAUGGACAGCCGUACUGCCACAAACCCUGCUACGCGGUUCUGUUCGGACCCAAAGGGGUGAACACGGGCGGCGUCGGCAGCUACAUCUACGACGAACCUGAACCUGAAGCUGAACCUGAAGCUGAAGCUGAGCCUGAAGCGCAGCCUUAGGAGCAGCCUCGCGACCGACACCACCUCCAGGAGCCUCAUCGCCUUCAGAACCACAGCCACAGGAGAUGUGAUGAUGUGGAUCAGUGGAUGUUCACCUUGUAUUUGUAUAUGGUUUAUAUAUCUAUUUUUUGUACUAAAACCAGGCUUUGACUCGUGUGAACUUUGCCUUUUAGUUCCAUUUGCCAAACAGUCAUUAACAGUCAUUAACAGUCAUUAACAGUCAUUAACAGUCAUUAACCCGUCAUGCAGCCGACUGUAGUGAACUAGAGCGUCUUCACUCAAUAAUAGUGUUAUUAGUGCACUUCAAAUACUCUGUACUGGAGAAAGUACAACCCACUACGUUACUGUCAAUGUUUCUAGAACUGUUUCCACUCGAGUGUAAACAAACGUUUGCAUUUCACUGAAUGACAGUGAGUUUGAUGUGUGCGUUCAAACGACUCGUCGCGUUUUCUACCAAUAAACAAUGUGAGACCAAA
Messenger RNA from Betta splendens (Siamese fighting fish), 1270 nucleotides. RefSeq names its product cysteine-rich protein 2-like (gene crip2l). The record is from RefSeq and is a predicted model, not a curated record. The coding region runs from base 150 to 794 and encodes 214 amino acids. The transcript is spliced from 8 exons. Lineage: Eukaryota; Metazoa; Chordata; Actinopteri; Anabantiformes; Osphronemidae.